UCGCGCGCUCGGCAUGCCGGGAAACGUAGUCUCUAGGCCGAGAGAGCCUGCUUUGCCUGCCGUGGAGCGCUGCAUUGUGGGAAAUGGGGGCGUGGUUUCGACAAGGAGGCGGAGGCGGCCGCCAUUUUGGUGAGGCUGCAUUGGUGGUAUAUUUUUUGAGGGGAAGGAAGCCGAGACUGAGAAAGAAAGCGAGCGGGGCAGGGAAAGCCCCUUGUGUUUCUGUGAGCAAGCCAGCCAGCCAUUUCUGGCCACACCUGAAAACAGAACGAAGAACUACAUGGGCAUUUGACCCCACACAUACCAAGAGGAAAACCUGAAAAACUGCUUGAUUCUGCAAUGGAAAAUGAAAAUAAAGAUGAUGUUUCUUCCGGAGUUGGGCUUCUGCUUAGAAUGGGCCUCAAUGAUAACAAAGCUGGAAUGCAAGGGCUGGAUAAAGAGAAAAUCAACAAAAUCAUAAUGGAAGCUUCCAAGGGUUCUAAAUUUUAUGAAAAUGAGCUUAAGAAAGACCAGCAAGUUAACAAACGAAUUGAGAAACUGCUAGAACUAAAAAAUAAAAUUACAGAUCAACAGAUUAUGAAAGCACAACUACAGAUGGAUCAAUUUGUGAUGGAAAUGGAACGGAACCGUGAUCUUAGCUGUACUAUUGUGCAUAUUGACAUGGAUGCCUUUUAUGCAGCUGUAGAAAUGCGAGAUAAUCCAGAGCUGAGAGACAAGCCCAUUGCGGUGGGAUCAAUGAGUAUGUUGUCCACUUCAAAUUACCAUGCUAGACGAUAUGGGGUACGUGCUGCUAUGCCUGGGUUUAUUGCUAAGAAGCUGUGCCCACAUCUUACUAUAGUGCCUUUAAAUUUUAAGAAAUAUAAAGAAGUAAGUAAAGAGGUUAGAGAAAUAUUAGCUGAAUAUGAUCCACAUUUUUUGCCUAUGGGCCUUGAUGAAGCUUACUUGAACAUAACAGAACACUUAGAAGAAAGGAAGAACUGGGAUGAAAGCAAGAGAAAACAUUUAAUCAAAACAAACAGCUCUGCUCUAGAUGGUAAACAAAAGAGAAUUAUGUAUGAUGAGUCAAAGUUGAGUGAAAAUGCACAUUCCUGUUCACCGGACUUGUUUGGUGAUGAUAUUUUGAAGUGCAAGCAAAAUGUUGGCCCUCUACUGCACUCAGAAGAAGAAGAACACCAGCAAUCAACAGCUCCAACAAAAUCAGUUGUCUUUGGAACAUCAGCUGAAGAAAUUGUGGAGGAAAUUCGCUUUAGAAUUGAACAAAAAACAAGGCUCACUGCCAGUGCAGGUAUUGCUCCAAAUACAAUGUUGGCAAAAAUGUGCAGUGAUCAAAAUAAACCUAAUGGUCAAUACAGAAUCCCCCCAGACAGAGAAGCUGUGAUGAACUUCAUCAAGGAUUUAGCCAUCAGGAAGGUGCCUGGCAUAGGAAAAGUAACAGAGAAGAUGCUCAGAGCUUUGGGAAUUGUGACAUGCACUGACCUUUACCAGCAGAGGGCACUGAUUUCUCUACUCUUUUCUGAAACAUCUUGGCGUAAUUUCUUGGAAAUCUCUCUUGGUUUGGGUUCUACACAUUUAGAAAGGGAUGGAGAAAGAAAAAGUAUGAGCACUGAAAGGACUUUUAAUGAAAUAAGUACAGAAGAACAAUACAAGUUGUGUAAAGAACUGUGCAGUGACCUUGCUCAAGAUUUGAAAAAGGAAGGACUUAAAGCUAGAACUGUAACUUUAAAGUUGAAGAAUAUAAACUUUGAAGUGAAGACAAGAGCUACUACAGUAUUGUCUACCAUUUCUACUGAAGAAGAAAUAUUUGCUGUUGCUAAAGAUUUGCUUGGAUCGGAAAUGGAGAAUGUGGCCCCACAACCUUUACGGCUACGUUUGAUGGGUGUACGGGUAUCAGGUUUUCUAACUGAAGAUGAAAAGAAAUAUCAACAAAAGAGCAUUGUUAAUUUCUUAGAGCCAGGAAAACAAGUCAGUGCUUCUAAGCUCUUUUCAAGAAAAUCUGUGGAGGAAAAUUUUCCAAGACCGCCUGAUAGAGAAAGUUUUUUCAAUAAAAAACGAGCUACAAGACAACAAGAUAUGGCAUCAGUCACAUCAUCAGUAGAUCAAGCAAAGUAUAAUGAAUGCCAGUUCUUCAUUUGCCCAGUUUGCUUUGAAGAGCAUCAAGAUAGCAGUUUAGAGGCAUUUAAUAGGCACAUUGAUAAGUGCCUUAGUGGAACAUCAGGAAAAGAUGAUGCAAAAAGUAUGAAUAACAGCAAAGCAUGGGAGAAUACAAGUGAUCUGUCAUUAUACAGCAAGAAGAAAGACUGUCAGAAAGAUAAUGCAAGUAACCAAGGGACUGAAGUACAGGCAAAUUAUGUAGUGGAUUAUGCUACCAAUACUAGCAUGGAUAUUUGUUCUAUAGUGCAAAAUAAUGAACACAAUAAUGAGAGCAGGUGUAUCAUUUCUAGUGACCGCGCAUCUGGUAUGCACGAAAAGCAGGAUUUAACAUCUGAAGUCUCAUCAGUGGAAAAAAGAGAAUAUUUUGAAGAACCCAAAUGUACAGAAAUCAAGUUGCCAUGUUUUUCUUACAUGAGUGACAACAAGAUUUUAGUGUGUCCAGUCUGCAACUUAGAACAAAAAACAAAAGACCUUGCAUUGUUUAAUAGGCAUGUGGAUAUCUGCUUAAACAAAGGCAUCAUUAAGCAGCUGACUGAAAAUUCCAGUAGUGCUGGAACUUUGGACAGAGAGCAACAUAGUACAGCUUCCACAAUAGGAACAAAACGAGCUGGAAAAAUACUUCAACAGUCAACAUCCAAAAAAGCCAAAUCAACCAAUUCCAAGUGCACCAUAGAAUCAUUUUUCAAAUGAGUAUAGCAUAUUUUAAAGAAAACAUUUUGAUCGCUUUUACAGUACUAUAGUGUGACUGUAAAACAUUUUGCUCAAGCUAUUUUCAUUGUUUAUGUAUUUUAUACAUGAUUUUGCACUAAUCAAAAGACUAUUUUGCCCUCAGACAGUUGCCUUGCAGUAACAUUUUGAAGAAUGAAGAUGUACUGAUUUGAAGAAAGAAUGAAGAAUGAAAAUGCACUGUAGUCAGCAGCUCCCAAUAUAUCUUGUUAGUAGUGGUUGUCAGUUUCAUUACUCAUGGAUAUGUUAGAAAAGUGAAAUGAUUACACUUUCAUUUGGUAAUGAACAGAUGCACUUCAUAAAGGAUAUGAUGUUAAUAUGAGUUUUUGAUAAUCUGAUCAGUAAAGCCAAGAUUUAAAACUGCUUAUCUUCUACUGUGCUAUAUAAAAAUUAUUGCAGAAAGUGAUGGUACUUUGUAGUCAUGCAGUACACUUAGCACAGUAAACACUGACAUUUAAGAGUCUCAUCUGUAUGCAACCACAAACACACAUGCACACCCAGCAGAUAAAAUCCUAACUUGUUAAUGUACAGAGAAAAUUUGCUUUCUUGUGUAUAACUUGUCAGCAUUUAAUGUACCACACUGACUGGACUAAAUUAAUAUAAAGCAGAUAAAUAAACUUUAUCCUGCUUUUCUACCUCAAAUGCAGGCAAACUGAUACACUUUUACUUCUAGGCUGUUUUAUUUUAAUUGAAUACAGCUUUUGUUUUGUUUCGUUACGUUUUGUUAAUGCCCUGUUAGCACUUACCAUCAUCCCAAACCCACUAGAAAAGACCUGUGGUUUUUUUGCCUGUACCUUUUAUGUUAUGUGGCUUUGUAGAAAACCAUUUUCAGUAGUUAGCCAAAAAUGUGUUUCGCCUUCCCAGAAUGGCUGAUCAUGUUAAAGAAGCAAUUUAUUUAUAGAAUUAGAUCCCCUGACUGCAGUAAGACUAUUCUGGUGUAAACAAAUUCAGUAUACGAAAAUCAAGUUAGGAAAUUGUAUAAUGAAAUAAGCCUUGUCUGUGUGCAGCUUAUUAUGAUUACGUCAGUAUUCUAAAUAAUGCAUUCCUUAAUGGUUGGUUAGGAUCAGGGGCAUGUAACUUAUAUGUGAAUUUUACCCAUCAUAUUUUAAAGAAUAUUAAGAAAGCAGUUUGCAUGUCUAAAUAUUAAUAUAUUUUUGUCUUUACAUAAAUUAUGUAUGUAUUUUAAAUUUAAAUUGCAAUGUAAUAUAAUGUCCAAAGCAGUUUUUAUCAAGCUUCAUUUCCAUAAUUGUGAAUCUCACUGUGAUGCAAAAUAAUAAUAAGCUUCGUAGAAUAUUUGUAUGCUAUUAAAAAUGCACUUUUAUUUUUCUGAA
This is a messenger RNA of Sceloporus undulatus (fence lizard), 4205 nucleotides long. It is a transcript of the gene POLK, whose product is annotated as DNA polymerase kappa. Gene Ontology annotation, molecular function: damaged DNA binding; DNA-directed DNA polymerase activity. The record is from RefSeq and is a predicted model, not a curated record. The transcript has 16 exons. Gene Ontology annotation, biological process: error-prone translesion synthesis. Gene Ontology annotation, cellular component: nucleus. The coding region runs from base 337 to 2838 and encodes 833 amino acids. NCBI's taxonomy places the organism in Eukaryota, Metazoa, Chordata, Lepidosauria, Squamata, Phrynosomatidae.